Messenger RNA from Globicephala melas (long-finned pilot whale), 1100 nucleotides. It is a transcript of the gene LUZP4, whose product is annotated as leucine zipper protein 4. Lineage: Eukaryota; Metazoa; Chordata; Mammalia; Artiodactyla; Delphinidae. The record is from RefSeq and is a predicted model, not a curated record.
GUUGGGGAUGAAGAGGCGCUGUUCAAACGCGCAGAAUGCUUGCUUUAAGAAACGUGUGAUCAGAGGAAGGAUGCUGAAUCCCGGUUCCGCUGCUUUGGGUACCAAAAUCUUGCGAAGCGACACCAGCUUGACUUUAUUAUGGCGACCACGAAGGGACCCAGAGUGGACAUCUCUCCUUCACCUGAACUCUACGAGGAACUGGAGCCUUGGUACCAGCAGAGGCUACUUGUGCCCAUCUGCCUCCUUGGAGAGUCCAGACAAAUUUGGAUGACAUUAUAAUACUUAGAAAGAUAGGUAUGGACACUGAAGAAAUAAAGAAUGAGACACAGAACGAUAAAAAAAAUACCUCAGUUUCAAGACAGCAAUCAAAUGCUGAUAAGCAUCACCAGCAGAGAGGAUACUCAAGAUUCAUAAACAACGUUGAGGAAAGAAAUGAUGAAAAGCCAAACGGAGAAACUUUUGGAUUCAAGUCUGGACAAAGUUCUUUAAACAGGCAGCCUUUAAAGAAGCAGGAGAAGUGCAAUGAAAAUUCUAAAGCCCAAGCAGUGAUGAAUCAAGGCCAAUCAGAGAGGAACCAACAUCAAUCAGAAGGAUCUCAAGGCCAAUCAGAAGAAAAUCAACACUAUUCAGAGAGAUCUCGAGGCCACUCAAAGAGAUCUCAUGGCCAAGCAGAGAGAUCUCAUCGUCAAUCAGAAAGAUCUCAUGGCCGAAAAGAGAGAUCUCAUCAUCAAUCAGAAAGAUCUCAUGGCCAAGCAGAGAGUUCUCAUUGUCAAUCAGAAAGAUCUCGUAGCCAAUCAGAGAGAUCUCAUCGUCAAUCAGAAAGAUCUCGUAGUCAAAAAGAGAGAUCUCAUCAUCUCAUCGUCAAUCAGAAAGAUCUCAUGGCCAAGCAGAGAGAUCUCAUCGUCAAUCAGAAAGAUCUUGUAGCCAAUCAGAAAGAUCUCGUGGUCAAUCAGAAAGAUCUCCUGGUCAAUCAGAAAGAACUCGUGGCCAAUCAGAGAGAUCUCGUGGUCGAUCAGAAAGAUCUCGUGGUCGAUCAGCAAGAUCUCAUGGCCGAUCAGAGAGAUUUCAUGGUCAAUCAAAGAGAUCUCAUGGCCAAUUAA